Messenger RNA from Zea mays, 1447 nucleotides. RefSeq lists its product as uncharacterized. The record is from RefSeq and is marked predicted. NCBI's taxonomy places the organism in Eukaryota, Viridiplantae, Streptophyta, Magnoliopsida, Poales, Poaceae. The transcript has 3 exons. Bases 68 to 1231 code for a protein of 387 amino acids.
GCCCCGGUCCCUCGGUCGUCGCAAGGCGCCGGCAGCCCCGUCCCCUCCUGUUCUUCAGGACGUGUUCAUGGAGCCCCAGCCCGGGUCGCCGACGUCGUCGCCCUUCUCUCCGAUGGGAGCGCCGGACGAGCCAGAGGAGGAGGCCACCGAACUCGAUCCGGGCAGGAAGUCGACCUCCAGCUCGUCCUCCUCCUCGUCGUCGUCCGCGUCGUCGGCUGAUGAUAUCCCGUGCCACAUCGACGUCGUCGACGUCGAGCUCGUCAACCCGUUGGCGGCGGUGCUGCCCGAGCACGGACACGGAGCGGAGGCCAAAACGGUCCGAUCGGCGACGCCGGAGGAGGAACGAGCCGGAGCCGCCCACGUGCACGGCGAGCCGGCUGACUGCGCGGUGACGAAGGACGUACAGCAGGCCGGUCCCGCCGUGCACAGCGCGGAGGCCAAGCCGGACGACUGGGCGACGUGGCCGGAGCCACCGCCUCCGGCCGUCGACGACUCGUUCGCGUCGUCGGACGGCGGGGCCUCGCUGGCGGAGGCGCCGGUCUGGCCGGCCAACCUCGGAGCGGCGGGGGCGGGGUCCGGCGGGUUCGACCCCGGGAGGAUCCCGGCGUCCGUGUUCCAGCACAGGACGUCGGUGUCGCAAGCCGAGUGGAGCAUGGCGUCCAACGAGUCGCUCUUCAGCAUCCAUGGCGCCGGCGACCUGUACCCCGGCAGCAGCAGGUCGCACUUCGACUUCUUCUACGACGAGGCCAUGGCGGAGGCGGACUCCAAGCUUCCGUCCCUGGCGGAGGGCGCGGAGCCGGUGGACGCGGCCGAGCCCAAGGAGUUCGCGGCGCCGGGCAACGACGCCACGAGAGCCGCCGCCGCCGCCGCCGCGUUCCGGCGGCACGAGAGCGGCUCCGGAAGCAGCUCCAGCAACUUCUCCUUCGCGUUCCCAAUACUGGCGGAGACGUCGCCGAGGAAGAAAGACCUCGUCAGCAGCGCGCUGUACCAGCCGCUGGAGAAGGAGGGCCAGCAGCCGCCGCCGCAGGAAGAGCAGCCGCAGCUGGAGCCCCCCGUGUCGGCCUUCAUGGAGAUGACGACGGAGGAGGAGCGGCGGAGGGGCGACGCCGGGUGCUGCUGCUGCGGCUGCUGCUGGUUCGAUUACUCCUGGUGCUGCCGGUGCCCGUGGUGGCGAUGCGGCUGCUGCAUCUGCUCCUGCCCCAGCUUCUGCCGGUGCGGCUGGUGCACAUGAGAGAUCCAGCAGUUGGCGGGAGAUCACUUGUUGCCCGGAACUUCAUUUGGUCUCACGAGAACGAGAUCCGCGUCGCGCGCACCUCCUGCUUGUGUUUUCGGAGGAUUAUUCGGCAGACAGGGUUUGGCGUUGGCAUGUGCACGUCAGCUGACAAAGAGCAUACUGUACAGUGUACAAUCUCGAGAAGGAAUGCAAGUUCAAACGCAUGGUUUUGCU